Molecule: messenger RNA, 888 nt
Organism: Trypanosoma brucei brucei TREU927
Lineage: Eukaryota; Euglenozoa; Kinetoplastea; Trypanosomatida; Trypanosomatidae
Exons: 1
Coding region: 1-888 (295 amino acids)
Source: RefSeq, a predicted model, not a curated record
AUGGAGGGAAGCACUGCGCAUCGGGGAGACAGUUUAGAGCUCCAACCGCUGAUAUUUAAUGGCCCUGUUCCUAAACCACAUCCGCCCUGCACUGAUCCCACACCGGAUGAGCAGUACCGCAUGGCUUCUGAAGAGCAAUUGAAAAAAAUGGAAAAGAAGGACCAAAAAGCACCUCCUCCUGAGGAACAACCAGCGCCUGAGGGGGGAACUAAGGGCUCGAAGAUGUCUUCACUAUUUUCAGGCGCCACCCGCAAUAUAUGCAGCAUUGCACAUCAGGUGUCGAGUACAGUGGAGAGAGCUGCUGUAAAGGCAUCAAAUGCAACAGGAAACAAAAUGCGAGAAAUUAACGAGCGGAUGAACCACAGUUGGUUCAAGGAAAACUUCCCGCACUUAAGGGCACAAGGCGAGACACUCGUGGCGGAUUAUCCUUGCUCCGCUAUCCACGGACCAGGUUAUGUUCAUGGACGUGUUUAUAUCACAGCGAACAACCUUUGCUUCAGCACGGGUACGUCCUCUACGUUUCAGCGAACGAAAGACGUACUGAAGGCGGCUGCUUUUUCAGGGGAUGGCAACGAACCAAUCAUACGGCAAAUUAUUCCCUUGGCAGAUAUUGCAAGUAUUCAGCUCUCUGUUCACUUGGAGACAGCGAAUAAGGGACCUCCAUACUUCAUGCUUCUCCCCGCUGAGGUGGUAAUUCCAACCUGCCUUCAAGUAUUCACCAGGCGGCAACAAGUGUUUCAGUUCUUCAGCUUCGGGAAUCGCGAUAAGACAGAUUCACUGUCAGACACUUUGAAGGGGAAGCCGGUGGAGCAAGCUUACAAUUAUAUUGAUCAUGUAUGGCGUGCUGCCACAACAGUUCCACUGCCGGGUGUUCAGUACACUCAGUAA